AAGUGUCUCGGCGUUGACUGUUUUAAAGAAAAAGAUGUUUAGAAAAAGUCAGAACCUAAAAUAUAUAUUAAGUCUUGUACCUGGAAAAAGACGUUUUGGGACGUACAGGUUUUUGCCCUUGUUCUUCUGUAUCGGGGGCGUCAUGGAGUGGACCAUGAUUAACGUGAGAAUAGGAAGAGAAACGUUUUAUGAUGUCUACAGAAGAAAACAAUCGGAGAGAGAAUACCAGCACAAGAUCGAAGAGCGCUUUGUGCUCACAGACUCUGAAGCCAAAUGAGAUCUUCAGAACACACUGGAAAUAAAUGAUCGUCACAUGAUAAAGAGACUUGAGACUUUUGCACAUUAACACACUUUUGAUAUCAUUAAAAAGUGGGUAUAUUAUUAUACAUAAACUGUAGGGCAGUUGGGACAUCAUGGACUGUUUAUGAGGACAAAAUGAGGUGCAGAAAUCUUCCAGUGUUCGUUUCUUUUAAGAAGAUGGAAUUUUUUUGUAUUGUCUAAGAGAUAAAGAUGGCUAUUUACACACACAAAAA
Molecule: messenger RNA, 533 nt
Organism: Carassius auratus (goldfish)
Lineage: Eukaryota; Metazoa; Chordata; Actinopteri; Cypriniformes; Cyprinidae
Product: small integral membrane protein 4-like
Exons: 2
Coding region: 35-277 (80 amino acids)
Source: RefSeq, a predicted model, not a curated record